Gastrolobium bilobum is the source of this 1031-nucleotide messenger RNA. RefSeq names its product ras-related protein RABC1-like. Lineage: Eukaryota; Viridiplantae; Streptophyta; Magnoliopsida; Fabales; Fabaceae. The coding region runs from base 125 to 751 and encodes 208 amino acids. The transcript is spliced from 7 exons. Gene Ontology annotation, molecular function: GTP binding; GTPase activity. The record is from RefSeq and is a predicted model, not a curated record.
AAAAAAAGAAAGUGGAACGGUGACCUGGUAAUUCGGACACAGUUCCGUUUUAUUUUGCUUCCUAAUAUUUCAUCUCCGACCAGUUCCUCUAGGAUUUGAUUUUCUUAAUUCUUAGUUGAUUGCGAUGGAUUCGAGUUCGAGCCAGGAAUUCGAUUAUUUGUUUAAGUUGUUGAUGAUUGGGGACUCCGGUGUUGGCAAGAGUAGUCUCCUCCUCUGUUUCACCUCCGAUACCUUUGAAGAUCUCUCCCCUACAAUUGGUGUUGAUUUUAAGGUCAAAUAUGUGACUAUGGAUGGUAAAAAGCUGAAACUUGCCAUUUGGGAUACAGCUGGUCAGGAGAGAUUCAGAACAUUGACAAGUUCUUACUACCGAGGUGCGCAAGGGAUCAUCAUGGUUUAUGAUGUAACUCGGCGAGAAACAUUUACGAACCUCUCUGAAGUAUGGGCAAAGGAGAUAGACCUUUAUUCAACAAAUCAGGACUGCAUCAAGAUGCUUGUUGGAAACAAAGUGGAUAAGGAGGGUGAUAGAGUUGUGACAAAGAAAGAGGGAAUAGAGUUUGCCAGGGAAUAUGGUUGCCUAUUUAUUGAAUGCAGUGCUAAAACUCGAGUUAACGUACAACAAUGCUUUGAAGAGCUUGUUUUGAAGAUUCUGGACACACCUAGCCUCUUAGCCGAGGGCUCUAAGGGGGUUAAAAAGAACAUUUUUAAGGACAAGCCACCCCAGUCUGAUGCUGCCACAAGUAGUUGUUGCUGAUAUUGAAAGGCUAUUUCACUCCAAAAUUUACUGUCCACGAGAAAGGCGUUGAAUCCAUUUUCAGAAUCAGAGUUCUAACACAAGUUUAUUGGUUAUUUAGUAGCUGUCGAAGCCUUAAAGAAAAGUAUCUAGGUUCCUGUUUUGUCUUUAAUAUUAUAUGUAAUAUAUUGAUGAUGGUUAUCUGCAUUUUUCUUUGGUUAUUGUUUAUCGUUGAGUCACAUUUAAUGUCAUAUAAUAGACAUGCAAGAAUCUUGCAUAUCAUGUUAUGGAAACCAGUUCA